AUGAAAGACAAGAAGUGUUCAGAUUUCGUGUUCAUGCCUAUCAAAGACGGAGCCACCCCUCGUGCCAGGGGGGAAGGCAGCUCCAAGGACUCCUCAUCGUCUGCUGUGUCAGAAUCCGAUAGCCAGGGACCCGCCACCGAAGUACGAUCAAAGAUUGUGAUUGUGGGCUCCUGCGCCUGUGGCAAGACAGCCUUGAUACACCGAUAUAUAAAGUCGACUUUUCUGGAGACAUACACACCCACCGGCUUCGAGACACACAACAGCCAGUACAGUGUGUCAGAGACGUACAAGAUCACUAUGUCCAUCUGGGACACCUCGGGUGACGUGGGCUAUGAUAAGGUUCGACCGUUGUCCUAUGGUGAGGCUGACCUUAUCAUUAUCUGCUUUGCCAUAGAUAAGCCAGAGACCAUGGAAGAUGUUGUGACAAAGUGGUAUCCCGAAGUGAAAGAGCAGUGUCCUGGAGUCCCUGUGAUGUUGGUUGGUUGCAAGUCUGACAUGCGUAAUGAGAUCAAGGCACUGCCCCCAGAUAAACCAAAACCUGCUUACAUCACAUAUGAUCAGGGUUUAAACACAGCCAAACAAAUUGGUGCUCUUGUGUAUUCUGAAACAUCCUCCAAGAACAUACAGCGAAGUGUCAAUGAUGUCAUGGAAGUGGCUGCUUUGUCUUCAGCAGGUUCAAAGAAUGGUUGCUCUUUCACUGCUCACAACAAUAGUGGAACUACAACUACAGUCAGCAAUAGUAGCACUGGUAGCAGUGCCAACAGCAACAGCAGCAGUGAUAGUCCCAAUUUCAGGCGACAGAGGUCCUUUAUCCGACGCAAGAGAUUCACAGGAAUGAAUGAAGCUAAAGUGCACUUAAGAAAGGAAGCGGCCAAAAGCUGUGUUGUAAUGUAG
Candidula unifasciata is the source of this 894-nucleotide messenger RNA. NCBI's taxonomy places the organism in Eukaryota, Metazoa, Mollusca, Gastropoda, Stylommatophora, Geomitridae. The record is from the annotation of a GenBank genome assembly.